Molecule: messenger RNA, 1047 nt
Organism: Orbicella faveolata
Lineage: Eukaryota; Metazoa; Cnidaria; Anthozoa; Scleractinia; Merulinidae
Molecular function (GO): phosphatidylcholine lysophospholipase A1 activity
Source: RefSeq, a predicted model, not a curated record
AUGGCGGCCGAAUCGAAGGCUGAAGAAAAUUUUAGAAUUUUAGCCUUUGGGGAUAGCCUUACAACAGGAAAUAUUGGAGGUGAGCUAAACGAAGCAUUAGACAAGCCUUACACCAUUCGUCUCUCGAAGUUGCUGAGGGAAAAUCAUCCAGAUAUUGCGUUUAACGUGAACAAUAAAGGAAUUUACGGUGAGUUGGUCUGUGGACAAAUGACCGAAAGAUUGCCGAAGGUUUUGAAGGAAUACGGACCGUAUGAUUUAGUGAUCAUUUUGGGAGGAACUAAUGACAUUAUUGAAGYUAAAAAAGGGUUAGAAGAUAGUCUUUUUGAAGGAAUCAAAAGGUUGCAUGGUUUGGUCGUAGGUCAAGGUGCGAAGUGUAUUGCUCUGACAAUUCCAGAAACAGAUGUUUAUUUUAGAGAUCUGGGAAAACGUGGUUUGUCUUGGGUCAAAGAGGAAGGUGAAAAGAUUCGUUUGGUGGUGAAUGACAAAUUAAGGAAAUUUGUGAAUGAAUGUGACGACAAGAUCAUCUUGUGUGAUCUGGCAGAAAAGUUUCCUCAGCAGAACUUGAGCAGUGAGGACUUGGAAAAAUUCUGGAGUGACGGGUUGCAUUUUACCGAGGAAGGCUACAUUAAAAUGGCACAAAUAAUCUAUGAGGACAUGAAACACCUUCUGUAGCUAGCACUGAGAGAAACACAAACCAAGUGAUUUUUUCAACUUCAAUUUUAUUUACACAACAAUGUAAUGUUUUAAUGUAAAAUACAUCUGAAUAUAUAGUUCUAGAAAAUUUUUGUGUUCUUCACAUAGCAUCAUCAUCAUCAUCGUCGUCGUCGUCGUCGUCAUCAUCAUCAUCGUCGUCAGCAUCAUCAUCAUCAUCACUCUUUGUGAUAGUAGGCAGGCACAUCAGGCAUAUUCCAUAGUAGGUUCAGUAUGUCUGUACAAUAAAUCAAGAAUGAUAAUAAUAACUUAUGGUGUUGAAGAUAUGUCACUUUUGUCUUUGCCACUGUUCCAUAUGAUAUGCAGAAUUUUCAACUUGAUAAACUGAGCAACCAU